UCCCCUCUCACUGUUGCUCUCCCCUCACCUCCCAUCAUCACCACCAUGACUGAUCAUCCCUACACUAAUUACUUCCAUGGAUUCUUCAACCCUCCCAACCCUUCAACUCACCAUUUCCCCUCAUCAUCAUCUUCUUCUUCUUCAUCUUCCACUAACUAUACCUUCCAAUCAUUCCCCUCAUUCUACACUACCUGCAACAAUUUCCAACCUUACCCACACCCCCAAUACCUUCAAUCCUCCCCCUCUUCUCCCCCUCUCAGAGAAGCCCUCCCUCUCCUCAGUCUAAGCCCAACUAGAACUGAGAAUAAUAAUAACAAUAAUUCUCAUGAGGUGCAAGAAUUUGGUGAUGAGGGGGAUGAGGAUUUUGUUGAAGAUGUGAGUGUGGACUUGAAUUUAGGGCUGCCUAAUCAUAGCCCUUCUGAUCUGCAGAUUUCUGGUGGAGGGUUUUCUUCUUCAUCACACAAUGAAGAAGAUAAUAAUAACAAGGGGGAGGAUCAUAGCCAAGAAGUCACACUGCUCAAGGGUCAGUAUUGGAUCCCCACCCCUUCCCAGAUUCUGAUUGGCCCCACACAGUUCUCUUGCCCUCUUUGCUUCAAGACUUUCAACAGAUACAAUAACAUGCAGAUGCACAUGUGGGGGCACGGGUCACAGUACAGAAAGGGACCGGAAUCGCUCCGGGGAACGCAGCCGACAGCGAUGUUGAGGCUGCCAUGUUUCUGCUGCGCCGCAGGUUGCCGGAACAACAUCGACCAUCCUCGCCCCAAGCCGCUGAAAGAUUUCCGGACACUACAGACGCAUUACAAGCGGAAACACGGGAUCAAGCCGUUCAUGUGCCGGAAAUGCGGCAAGGCCUUCGCCGUGCGCGGCGAUUGGAGGACGCACGAGAAAAACUGCGGGAAACUCUGGUAUUGUACCUGCGGCUCCGAUUUCAAGCACAAGCGGUCUCUUAAGGAUCAUAUUAGGGCUUUCGGGAAUGGGCAUACGGCCUGUGGGAUUGAUUGCUUUGAUGAGGAAGAUGAAGCUGCUUCUGAAAUCGAGCAAGAUACCUAGCCUAGCUACCUAAUAAAAAUUAUAUUAAUUUAGUACAUCUAUUUUCUUUUCUAUGAUUAUUUGUGUUUUUUUUUUAACCUAGC
Ipomoea triloba (trilobed morning glory) is the source of this 1133-nucleotide messenger RNA. Its product is annotated as zinc finger protein WIP2-like. The transcript has 2 exons. Gene Ontology annotation, cellular component: nucleus. The record is from RefSeq and is a predicted model, not a curated record. Gene Ontology annotation, molecular function: DNA-binding transcription factor activity. Gene Ontology annotation, biological process: anatomical structure development; regulation of gene expression. NCBI's taxonomy places the organism in Eukaryota, Viridiplantae, Streptophyta, Magnoliopsida, Solanales, Convolvulaceae. Bases 46 to 1050 code for a protein of 334 amino acids.